This is a messenger RNA of Drosophila willistoni, 5017 nucleotides long. It is a transcript of the gene Smg5, whose product is annotated as protein SMG5. The record is from RefSeq and is a predicted model, not a curated record. The transcript is spliced from 6 exons. Lineage: Eukaryota; Metazoa; Arthropoda; Insecta; Diptera; Drosophilidae. Gene Ontology annotation, molecular function: telomeric repeat DNA binding; protein binding; telomerase RNA binding. Gene Ontology annotation, biological process: nuclear-transcribed mRNA catabolic process, nonsense-mediated decay. Gene Ontology annotation, cellular component: telomerase holoenzyme complex. The coding region runs from base 122 to 3754 and encodes 1210 amino acids.
AUUAGUCAACAUAACACAACAAAGAAGAAUUGCAAAAACGUGAAAUUGCUCAAGUAAAAACUUAUAAAAAACGCAGAAAGCAAUCAUAAAAACUGAUAAAAGAUUGAAAUAAUUGUGCACAAUGGAAGCGACUCUCAGCUCGGAAGGCUCGAAUGCCUCCAGCGAGUAUGCCAUGGACGGGGGCAGCAAUAGUGGAUGUAAUCCUCGUACGCGCUGCCUGGAGAUGAAUCUGAUAAAUAAUGGACAAUGCGUCGGCGGUGGGACAAGCAAUGGGAAUGAGGGUUCCCUACUAACUCAGGAGGUUAAAGAUUUAUAUAGAACAUUAUACACUGCCUCUAAGCAAUUGGAUGAUGCGAAAAGAAAUGUGCAAACGAUACAGCAGCUCUUUCAGCAUGACAUCGAAGAGAAACGCUCAACACUGGUUCAACUCUGCAAACAAAUCAUAUUCAAAGACUAUCAAUCGGUGGGCAAGAAGGUGCGUGAGGUAAUGUGGCGUCGCGGCUAUUACGAGUUUAUAGCCUAUGUCAAGAAAAACUGGCAUAAACAAGGACUACAGGAUGGCGGCCUUACGGCCCAGGAGAAUAUUUUGAAAUUAGAGAAAUUUCUAUGCGCUGGCAUCUUCAAUUAUAAACGUCUAUCAUCGAGAAUGGAGGAGAUUUACGAUUUGGAUCUCAAGUAUCUAAUUGAUUUCUCCAUUAUCAGCGAAGGUUAUAUAUCCGAUCUAAUGUCAGAGGGUUCUGAGGUUAAUACCCAAGCGGUGGAUAAAAGUUUGGAAGCCGUUUCCUUUGCCCUGGACACCAUCCAUUCAUCGCUCUUGAGUCUGGGUGAUCUGCAUCGUUAUUUCUUGGAUUUUCGCAUUGAUAGCAAGUUGAGCAUAAGCAAGGAACAAGUGGCCAAAUAUUAUUUGGAGGCAUUUAAACUGAAUCCAGCCAUUGGCAUGGCUCAAAAUCAAUUGGGUACUCUCUUCUAUGGACAAAACUAUGAUUUGGAUUCAACCUAUCACUAUCUAUAUUCGUUGGUUUGCAUCAUACCAUUCGAAUUGAGUGAGAAUAAUUUAAAUAAAUUAUUUGCCAAGCAUACGGAAUACUUGGAACAACUUGAUCCAGCCAAAUUGGAAUUUAAUAUUGAGGAUUUUUUUGCACGCUUUUAUCUAAUCGUUGAUAUCUUCUUUUUCGACAAAGAGGUACCCGAUUUUAAUUCGCUGUGUCAUUGCGUUCUCAUCGAUUGGCGUAAAAUCCUAUGCUCUCAGCAAUUUCGUUUGCCCGAAUCGAGUGUAUUCAAAAUCAUUUCGAUACUCUUUUUCUGCUUAUCAAAGCUGAAAAUGAUAAACUCACCGAAAGUGUAUUCAUUGCAUGCCUUCCUCGUGGCUGCCUGUUCCGAUUUAAUGGACUCUUGCAUUGUGAGCAUUGAGCAAACAAUUUUGGCUCGUGCCGCCGACAAUGAGAAAUUCCAGGCCGAGUAUGAACAACGUUUCCAGGAAUUUGAUACUGUGGUGCGUAAGUCACGCAAUGAAUAUAAAAACUGGUUAGCUGCUGUCGGGGAAUGUGAGCGAAAGGAUAAAAAGCUAAUGACACGUCCACAUUCGCUCAAGGAUUGUAGUUCCGAUUCGCGUGACAGUCAACAUUCGGUGGAUGAUGCGGUCAAGACCCAGGAGGCUCAGGAUACCGAUAAAUUGGGUGGUGAACCCAUUUCCACUCGCUCGAGUGAUGAGGCCAAGGAGAGUGAUCUGAAGACACCGCUCUCAUGUAAAAGCAAGAGGCGUGGCAUGCGUUUACGACGACGUCGCCGUAAGAUUGCCCAAUCUGAUGAUAGUUCAUGCUAUGACAGUGAAAGUGACAUGGAUACUGAUUUCUAUAGCGAUGAAGAGGACUAUACCGAUUUAAGUUCCAAUUUCGAUACGGAUUUCAGUGACAUUGAUGCCGGUCCAGGCGAACAAGGUGGCGAAGAGCCCUAUGAAUCUGCUGCCUAUUCCAAAAAGGAGCGCAAAAAUUGCGGCGGUGGCAAAGUCUAUUCGGACAGCGAGGAUGUGGUCAUUGAAGAGGAGAAAAUUGUCUAUCCCGAUGAGUUGAUGGAACGCAGACCUAAUUCCCAAGAGAUUGAUUCGGAGGAGCUUCUACGCAGUUUUGAAGUGCUUCAGCUUAAUUUCAAGAGUACCGAGGAGCAACAGCAACAAACUAAAGCUAAAUCAGCUAUAAAGGCGGAUCAAGCUCCUGCUGAUGUUGAUCUUCCACCGGCACCAGUGGCACCUUUCACCAUUACAGAGCCCCCCAAGAAGCUCAUCUAUCGCAACAAGUAUACGAAAAUCAAUCCAAAUAUUAUUAUCGAUUGUCUACACAAUGAGCCGACUAUACGGGCUUUGAAAAUGCUUUUCGAUUGGCUGCGCAUUAAUCCGGAAAUACUGAUCGGUUGCUAUCACUCCAAUCCGGAAUUCGUGCACAAGAUUAUGAAGUUACUAAACUAUUGCAACAUUGAUGUCUUCACCCGUAAAGUGUACUUCGAGCGUGAGCUACUGACCACCAGCAAUGUGCGUGAGGCUCUUGUCGAGCUCUUCGAUGUGCGUGCCAAUGUCCCAUUGAGUGAGGAUUUCGCUUUCAAGAAUUUCGAUAUAUUCCAAAGCACUCAAAUCACUUUGGAUUGGGAGACCAUCAUAAGGGAGCGUGUUACGCCACAGGAGGAAUCCAUUUUGCGUAUCUUUAAAAUGGUUGACUUUGGUUUCUUUAUAUGCAAGCAGAAGAAAUUUAACUAUCGCUUCUGUGUGAAGACUCGUCGUUUCACCGAGAAUCAAAAGAAGAAACAACGCGAGGAGAAGAAGGGCGGCGGUUCCAGGCGACGUGAGAGGCGCACGGCUCCAAAGACCACACGCAAACGGAACGAGGGACGCACCCGACGCUAUUCGGAUCGUAAGAAUGGCAUUGUACGCAAGAGUUAUACCAGCAAUGAGGAAAAGGAUACAGUCGAGGAAUGUCGCAAAUUACCCCGCAAGGGUUAUCUACGUAAUCGUAAUGCCGAAAAAGCAGCAGCUGUCAUCGCUAGUGCCACGGGCACUUCCGUAGCUGGUGGCACAUCCGCCUCAACCACCACAAAUAGUGUGAUUGAGAAACUGAACAAUGUGGCCUCCAGCUCUGGAGCCGAUGAAGAACGCUCCGAGGCCAUGUCCAAGAAAUGCGAACUAAUGGGCAAACUUUGGCUGCAAAAUGAAGUAGAAACACUCGAGGAGAAACUACGCGAUAGUCCAGCUCAUGUGGUCAUGUCACCAUUCGUUGUUGUCGAUUCCAAGGCAUUGACGGAAUAUAAUGGCAUUGUCAAGUCUUUGGUUAGGACCAAGAAAUGCAUUGUCUUGAUACCCAAUGCAGUUCUCAAUGAAUUGGAUGAGCUAAAGAAGCGCAGUGAAAAUGUGCGUCAUGUUAUACGUUGGUUGGAACAGGAAUUCAAGCAUGGCAAUCGUCAUUUGAGAGCCCAACGUGAAAAUGAGAGUCAACCGUUGAGUCUACUGAAGAUUUCACGUAAAAUGGAUCGCGAUGCUUCAGUCUUUUUGCAGAUAGCACAAUUCUGUAAUCAUUUGGUGGCCAAUCAUGCCGAUCCACAUGUCAGUGAGCUGCAAAAGAAUGUGGUCACAUAUCUAUCGGGUGACAAUCUGCAUGAAAAGAAUCGUCAACAGCAGAAUUUCAGUUAUACAGGCAUAUUGGAUUCAAUACCCGUACGCUAUGGCCAAAUUCAAAGUUUCUAUGCCAAAUUUAAGGCAAAUAAAAAAUGAAUGAUUCCAUGGAACGGCGGCAGCGGCGAUAAUACCACAAACAUGUUUCUACAUAAACGGCAACUGCAGCAGAAACCGAAAAAUGUUGCUAAAUUGCAAGCAAGUAGCGGAAUAUGGGAUGCAAGCAAAAAACAAAAAUCAACCAACGCGACAUGCAGUUACCGAAAAAACAAAACAACAACAAACAGAAAUGACCACAACAACAACAUCAAGUUAACGAAUGUUUCUCUCUCAGGCGGCGGUGGGUAAAACUAAAUUCAAACAGAAGAAGCAGAACAAGGUGAAGAAGAAUAACAACAACAAAAAACAACCAGCAAAUUGCUGCUACUACAGUCACGUAGUACUCUCACGGCUCCUCCGUGUGUGUGUUUGUGUGUGUGGUGUGGGUCCAAAACCAAAACAAUUCAACAAAAAUUUCAAUUUCAUGAGCGUAUGUCCAGAGUACUCAAAUCGCUUCAUCACCCCACCAACCCGACCACGUUCUCUGGCAAAGCGGCAGCAUUGCUUGGAAUUUGCUUGUUAUGUUUUUCUUAGAUAAAAACAUUUAUCGGACAACAAAAACAAAAGAAAACCAAACAAAAAACAAACCAACAAAAUGAAUUCGUUUACUUUCAAACUCAAUGGCAACGAUGACAACCCCAGAAUUACCCCUGAAACGACCAUAAAGCUAACGUAUCAAUGGACAAAUGGCCAAAUCACAACAAACGGAUAAAAAAAAAAACAAACGGAAAAAUCUACCAAAAAAAAAAUUAUUAUAUAUAUAUUAAAGGGAAUCCUAAUAAAAAACGUUUACAAACCCCUUAAGUCCCCCCUAAAAAGGCAGGCUACUCGCAAAGGAGUAAAAGCAGAAGGUUAUGGAUUGUUGAUCCAUUCUCUGAUCAUUUGUCUGGCCUCAAUGUUUGCGGAGGAACAAAUUUUUGCAAUCUUCUCGCCUCAUUCUUCCUCUCUCUCUCUGCACCCUGUUUCUCUUAAUUUUUCAGUUUAUGCUGUCGGCGCUUAUGAAAUUUAUUUACUUCUCUAUAUUAAACAAAAACUUAUAUAAACAAUUAUGCUUAAACAAAACCAACAACCAUGUCGGACAAGCGCAUAUGUAUUGCACAUAAAUCUAACAAAAAUGUCAAACCCAAUUUUACCCUUUACAUAAAGACUAUGUAAACCGAUAUCUACAUGAUUUUGAAAUGUGCUUUAAUUAAUUGCAACUGUUUUACUUACAUUUUCAUUCAAUAAAGUGCCCGACAACAAGUUUUAUCAGCAAAAAAACAA